AUGAGCACUUCACCUCCACCAACCCCGCCUUCAAGAGCACCAGGUGACCAAGAGCGGCGAUUUAAGGAUAUUAGGUCGCCUUGCGAAUGGAUAGAGGACUACCGCCCAAGCGGCUUCCAUCCCGUACACCUCGGUGAUUUAUUCAAUGACGGCCAGUUCAAGGUGAUCCGGAAGCUUGGAGAGGGUGCUUACUCAACGGUUUGGCUUGCACAUGACCUGAGAAACUCUCGCUAUGUUGCCCUCAAGAUUCUCAUCUCAGAGAAUACAGAAGAGACUAGCCACGAGUUGCAUGUCUUGCAUCAUCUUGCCAAGGUUGCCCCACAAGAUGGGACAAGGCAUGUUACUCAACUUCUUUCGGACUUUGAGCACAAAGGUCCAAAUGGCAUCCAUAAGUGCCUUAUCUUUGAACCCAUGGGCCCAUCUGUCAACUCUAUGGUAUACGAAUUGCCCCAGUUCAAACCACGCAAGUAUGGAAUGAAGAUUCGUUACCCACCGCAGAUGGCGAAACGCAUCCUCCUGCAGUCCUUACGGGGGUUGGAAUUCCUUCAUAACAAUGGUGUUGCGCAUGGAGAUUUCCAGCCCGGUAAUAUUUUAUUUUCAGUCCAGUCUAUCGAUUCCCUUGAUGAGAUGUCCCUCUGCCAGGAAGAAAACGUCCAGGCAAAUUCAAUCUCGUCUCCUGUAGAGAGGCUUGAUGGCAAGCAAGACGAAUGGGCACCGCGAUAUCUCUGCCUUGCUCAACCAUUAGCACCCUACGCAAGUGUUUCCGAGAACCUCCGGGUCAAGCUAUCUGAUAUGGGUGGUGCCUACUUUCUGAACGAUCCUCCCAAGAAGCCCAUCACGCCGCUUGGCCUACGAGCGCCGGAGCUUGUUCUCAUGGGAGAGGUGGACAAGUCUCUCGACAUCUGGAGUUUUGGCUGUCUUGUUUUUGAACUCGUCACCGGACAACCUCUCUUCUGUACUCCUGCAUACGGUGACAAGACCGAAGAAGAUGAUAACCAUAUUCUUGAGCUCCAAGCAAAGCUUGGCCCACUUCCUGAUGAGCUUUACAGCCGCUGGGAAACAUCCUCACGGUACUAUACAAAGGACAGAAAGCUUUACAAUUGCCAGCUUGGUGGCAUUGACGAGGGCGAAGAUCCGCUUAUGCUAGAACAGACUUCUAUGGAGGAAGCUUUCGACUUGACAACCCCGGACUUGACUGAUGAGGAGGCAGAGAAAGUCAAGAGGCUUAUUCGUCGAAUUCUUCAGUAUGAUCCCUCUAAAAGACCCAUGAUUAAGGAUAUUCUACGCGAUCCGUGGUUUGUGUAG
This is a messenger RNA of Fusarium mangiferae, 1305 nucleotides long. RefSeq lists its product as uncharacterized. Gene Ontology annotation, biological process: spliceosomal complex assembly; regulation of mRNA processing; protein phosphorylation. Gene Ontology annotation, molecular function: ATP binding; protein kinase activity. Bases 1 to 1305 code for a protein of 434 amino acids. Lineage: Eukaryota; Fungi; Ascomycota; Sordariomycetes; Hypocreales; Nectriaceae. The record is from RefSeq and is a predicted model, not a curated record. The transcript is spliced from 3 exons.